ACCGUAGAAGGCUGUCAGGGACUUUGCUUUAUUGCAACCUCUCCUCAUCUGCCAGAGUCCUUCUCUCUCUCUAUUGUCGGAUCACAUGAAUUUCCUACACAUGAGAUUGAAUCUUCUCCUGGCAUAAAAACUGGAGCGAGCAAGAAGUGCCAUAAAAAGCUGGGGAGGUGGUUGAGGGACUACUGCUUGGAACAGGGUGGCUAUGGCGGUCAAUGAAUGUAGCACACCACGGGUUACCUUUUUGACUCCAGAAAAGUCUGAAAAGCCUGAAAAGCCUGAAGAACAUGUGAAACCCAAAAAGCUUGGCAAACUCACUGUGAAAUAUAACCGGAAGGAGAUACAGCGCAGGCUUAACCUGGAAGAAUGGGUAGAUGCCAAGCUUCAGGAGCUGUACCAGAGUAAGGACACAUCAAGGGACAAACAAGUACAACCAGAUAUUGAUAUUGAUAAUCUUCUGGAUUUGUCAGCAGAAGAGCAGAAAUUAAAACUUCAGGUAAUCCUGAAAGAAUGCACCAAGCCUACAGGGGAGUUCAUAGCAGAGCUCAUGCAACGUCUGAAAGGUUUGAGGAAGAUAUCAGCCUUGCGGCACAAGUAAAUAACAUACGGAAAAGUGCUAAAACAGGAUACGCCACCUUUUGUUUACCAGUAAUUCUCACCUAAUGGUCAACCCAUUGCAACUGGGGCAAGGACACUAUAAAGUGAAUACACCCUGCAGCAGUUAUGUCUUAUAAAUAUCUCAGCCAAAAGAAGUCAUUUUGUCAGCUUAGCCUAAUGCACUUACAACUUACCCUAAGGUUGACAAGGCUUGUGUUAUAUGGCCAAAAGGAGAUGAACACCUGCUUGUCAAACAUCCUAUUCCUAGACCAAGGGUAUUAAUGUAGUUGUUCCCCCUUUUUGCUGUUCUAUAUUUCUGGGAGAGGUUUUUUGAAUAUUGCUGGUGGGAUUUUCUACCAUUCAGCCACAAAAGCAUUAAUCAGGUUGGGCACCAAUGUUGGGCUUACAGUCAGUGUUCCAUUUCAUCCCAUAUGUAUUCUACUGGGUUCAGGGAUUUGUGCCUGCCAGUCAUGUUCUUACCCUUUCAUCUCAGCAAAGUCAUUCUGUAUGAAUCUUACUUUGUGCAUAGGUGCAUUAUUUGACUGAUACAAGAAAAAGUAUUCCCUAAACUGGAAGUGGGAAGUAGGAAGUGAAUAGUUUUCAAGAAUGUUGUUGUUUUAUGGUUUUCUUUCAGUGGAACCAGAAACCCUAUCCUAACUAUGGAAAAUGCCCCAUCAUUGUUCCACCUCCACCAAACUUAACUGUUUGCAUUAAUCAAUGAGGAAGCUAGUUUUCUCCUUACUUCUGCCAAACCCAGAUUUUCCAUCAGCCUUUCAGAUGGAGAAAUGCUAUUUAUCACUCCAGAGGACAUGUUCCCAGAGUCCGCUAGUUGUAACGUUUACACAAUCAUGAUUCUUCCCAAUAU
This is a messenger RNA of Xenopus tropicalis (tropical clawed frog), 1459 nucleotides long. It is a transcript of the gene ppp1r14d, whose product is annotated as protein phosphatase 1 regulatory inhibitor subunit 14D. The transcript is spliced from 4 exons. Gene Ontology annotation, cellular component: cytoplasm. Bases 203 to 595 code for a protein of 130 amino acids. Lineage: Eukaryota; Metazoa; Chordata; Amphibia; Anura; Pipidae. The record is from RefSeq and is a predicted model, not a curated record.